CGGAGGAGCCGUGAAACCGUCUGACACUGAUAUGAAUCAUCUCAAGAGCCCUGAGUGGCUGGACAGCAGCCCUCCACCCAAACGUCAGGAGGAACAGGAGGAGGAGGAAGAAGAAGAGGAGGAAGAUGAAGAGGAGAGGAGGGUGGGGGCAGGAUACCGGGCUAAACGAGAGCGCCGUCAAAUGAAUGGCAGUGCCACUAUGUGCCAGGUGUGCAACAUACAGCUAAACUCUAGUGCCCAGGCCCAGAUCCACUACAGGGGGAAGACACAUCAAAGGAGGCUGCGCCGACUUGCUAAGGCCAUCAGCACAGGUGCAUUGUCCCAGAGCCAGGUCCACCCGCUCCUGGGCUCCAUGCCUCUGCCAGGUCGACCCCUGCAGCCACAGACGCACACCCAGCUGGAGCACUUCCUGCCGCUCAGAGUCAAUGGCUCCUCACCUCUCAGCCUCUUCCCCAGUUUCAACACGAUGGACCCAGUGCAGAAAGCGGUGAUCAACCACACCUUUGGUGUGGCUCCACCCAAGAAGAAACCCAUCAUCUCCUGUAACAUAUGUCACCUGCGCUUCAACUCCACUACCCAGGCAGAGGCCCACUACAAAGGUCACAAGCAUGCUCGCAAGCUUAAAGCGUUGGAGACUCAGAGGAACAGGCAGAAGAAUGGACAGAGUCCAUCCACAACAGGAAAAGACAGAGACAAAGAGAGGGUGAUGAUGGGAGGAGGAGCAGUGCCAGCAGACUCAAAUCUGAAAGACAAAACAGGCCUGGGCACCUCUUCCCAACCUGUGCAGUAUCAACCAGAAAAUGACCAGGGGAGCUCGGUGGUAGCCACUCCAUCCUCACAGCCUUCAUCCAUGGACUCGUACUCCUCGCUCCGCUCUCCUCAACUAUCCCCACAAAUUUCUCCUGGCUCUCAGCUUUGUGAUCACUCAACCACCAGUUCAGCCCCACACUUUGACCCUCAGGGAAGCGCCACAGGAAGUGAGGAGAAGGUGGAAGAGGCUAAAGAGGCUAAGAACAACAAAAAACAACAUCUCCACUGUCCUACAUGCAAAGUGACGGUCAAUUCCAGUUCCCAGUUGGACGCUCAUUGUAGUGGCUCUAAGCACAAACAGAUGCUUGAUGGUCAGAACAGCAGCCGGUCACAGCGCAAGGUCAAGAUGAUAUCCCCCAGACCCACCUGUCGAAUUAAACAGCGAAUGGGCAGCAAGACAAGAGCAGUUGUUGGUGUAUCCAGCCAGCCCUUUCACUGUGAACUGUGCCAGGUGUCUGUCAACUCUGAGAUACAGCUGAAGCAGCACAUGAACAGCAGGAGACACAAAGAGCGCUUGGCUGGGAGGCCUGUCAAGACAAAGUUCACCCCCUAUAAUAAACUACAGCCCAGUGCUAUCUUAGCAACUAAACUGGCCCUGCAGAAGCAACUGUCCAAAGCCCUGCCAGCAGGGUUACUGACCAGCCCCCUCAGUCCAGCUACCUUGUGCACUAUGGCGUCUGGACCCCUGGCACUACGGCUGCUGCCAGGUCCGACAGCCAUCAUACAGGGUCCACUGAUCACCCCCACGCUCUUCAGGCCUGCACCAGGACCUCUGAGACCCACACAUACACCUAUUAUCUUUUCUCCAUACUAGCAAUGAGCCAGACUGGAGGACCUACAGUAGAAAGGACCUAACUCAGCCAAAGCUGGACAAAGCAGGGGACCCACUGAGUGACAACAGGACAUUAUGCAGUGACAGUGAGAGCAGCAUAUCAACAAGUUAAGUUUGGCAGGUUCAGGUCAUAAGAACAGUAUGCACAGUGCCCUGGUGUGGAUUGAGAUUUCAGCGCUGACUGAACAGUGUCAUGCCCUCUUAAAAAUGGAAGGACCAUUGCUCAGCUGUUUCGUCUCAACAAACUGUUGAGUGCAUGUUCCCAGGGGUAUGGACCCCUUUUCAAGCCAUAAUGAUAAACAUCUGUUAUUUUUAUUUAUAAGACUACAAUAUAAAAUACAAGAGGAUGUGUAAAUGUUACUGCUGUAAGUGUUUAUUGCCAAAAUUCUUUUAUUUAAGAGCUUUCUUGUACUCUGGGAAAACAAGUACAAACAGUUAUCCCUGCUUUGGUUUUCAAAAAGCAAAUCUAAAUGAUGAAAAUCCAGACUGUGUUAAUCUCCUUUAAAACUGACUACUUUCAUAUAAACAUCCUCUGCUUAUGAAAAUACAAAGAAAACCUGUAACUUUGCAUUCCUGAGGAUACUGCAUCUCAACAUGUUUAUGACUCUGCAGCCGUCAUCCAUCGUGGACGUGUUUUUAGGUUAGAUGAAUACAUUUUUUUCCAUCUUUCUCUCUUGCUGUCUACAGUAUGAGGUGACAAUCAACCACCAUGAUAUGAUGCCAAGAAUGCUAUGGAGACAGAUUACAUCUAGUGCUUACAAUAAGAUUGCUUAAUUUAAAGUUACAAAAUGUGAAACUUGUAUUUCGUAGACACAAGCCAUUAUGAUAAGCUCUUCAGGUGAUGUUAGAUAAACAGCUUGAUGCUGUUUGUGCAAUAUGAAGAGUCAGGCUGUGUGCUGUUAGCCAAAAUUUAAAUGAUGUAACAUAAGUUUUUAAAUGUGUCUUUGACAUUUUUCUUAAACCUGUUAUUUUUUAUAGAGCUAUAUUAAAAAGUAUGUGCUUUCAUUUUAGAAAUAUUUCCUCAUCUGAUUGUGCUAAAUCAUCUUAAGCAAUAUGUAUUUUUGAAAUGUCAUCUAGUAAAAUUUAUCAUUAUGUAACU
Molecule: messenger RNA, 2741 nt
Organism: Monopterus albus (swamp eel)
Lineage: Eukaryota; Metazoa; Chordata; Actinopteri; Synbranchiformes; Synbranchidae
Product: zinc finger protein 385B-like
Cellular component (GO): nucleus
Molecular function (GO): zinc ion binding; nucleic acid binding
Source: RefSeq, a predicted model, not a curated record